CUGUAAACGCCAGUCUACGUUACACAUCAAGCAGAGAUCCUUUCAUCCUAUCGUCCUUCACUCUUAUCCGUGGCUCGUCGGCUCCUAUUGUGAAUGUCACAGCCGGGGAAAACCGAGAGGGAUGAAGCGCUUUUAUACACAACGGCUCUAACCUCGAAGGGCCGCAACGCGUACUAUCCCUUUGUACAUACGUUGUGUGAUAUUGUAUUAGAAAAGUAUCACUCUAACUCCACCGCAAACUCUAACCCCACCGCCAACUCCAACUCCGACGCAAACUCUAACCCCACCGCAAACUCUGACUCCGACGCAAACUCGAACCCCACCGCAAACCCCAACUCCGACGCAAACUCGAACCCCACAAACUCUAACCCCACCGCAAACUCUAAACGUGGACCGAGCCGUCUAUUUGGCGCGCCGGGACUUGUGCCGCCUGAGAUCGUCGUAGCUGCGAUCCCGCCGUCUCCGAUCGUGUUUGUUGUGGCGGUCGUCGUGGGGCCCCACAUUCUCAUCGUUCUCGCGCCUGAUUUUUUCCUUCUUUCGUCCUUCUCGUUCCCGCACACUAUCUUCCGCUUCAGCACGCGCCUUCAACGCCACGGCUCUAUCUCUCAAUAUCUCCGCCUCCUUCUUCUCCGCCUCAGCAGUUUUCUGGCGAGCCACCGCCAGCUGCUGCUUGAUCUCCUCUAAAGCCAGUUGCGCACGCAGCUCCUUGGCCUCGGCUUCCAUCCGCGUCACUCGUUCGUUCUCACCAUCUUACGA
This is a messenger RNA of Fimicolochytrium jonesii, 756 nucleotides long. RefSeq lists its product as uncharacterized. Bases 94 to 684 code for a protein of 196 amino acids. The record is from RefSeq and is a predicted model, not a curated record. Lineage: Eukaryota; Fungi; Chytridiomycota; Chytridiomycetes; Spizellomycetales; Powellomycetaceae. The transcript is spliced from 2 exons.